UCAUGCAUACGUCGGUCAAACGAUCCAAGAUGUCGGCGACAAAGACCGAGAAGAAUCUGCUGAACACAAGAGACUUUAGUAGGGUCGUUUUAACAUUAGAAAAUGUAUUGCUUCCCGAUGAUAAGCGUUCACCGACACCUUCAAUGCAAGAUGGACUUGAUAAUGAUACCGAAACAGAUCUACGCAUACUUGGUUGCGAGUUAAUCCAAACGGCUGGUAUCCUGUUGAAACUUCCACAGGUUGCCAUGGCUACAGGACAGGUCAUCUUUCAGAGGUUCUACUAUUCCAAGUCUUUUGUCAAACACAAUAUGGAGAUCAUAGUCAUGGCAUGCAUCUACUUAGCAUCUAAAAUAGAAGAGUGUCCAAGAAGAAUGAGGGAUGUGAUAAAUGUAAUCCAUCACAUCAAACAAGUGCGCAAUCAAAAGACAAUUCAUCCUCUCCCGCUUGAUCAGAACUACAUCAACCUCAAAAAACAAGUAAACAAUGCCGAAAGAAGGGUACUGAAGGAGCUAGGAUUUUCUGUGCAUGCUAAAAAUCCUCACAAGGUGAUUGUCAUGUUCCUGCAAGUGUUGGAAUGUGAGAAAGACCAGAAAUUGGUGCAGUGUGCAUGGAACUACAUGAACGAUAGCUUCAGGACUGAUGUGUUUGUGCGGUUUCAUCCUGAGGUGAUCGCCUGUGCCUGUAUCUAUUUGGCAGCAAGACAACUACAAAUACCACUGCCCAGCAGUCCACCAUGGUAUUACCUGUUCAGUGUGGAGGACGACGAAGUCUCCGACAUCUGUCUCACUAUUCUACGGCUUUAUGCUCGUCCUCGGCCAAACUACGAUAAACUUGAAGCCAAGGUGAACGAUGCUAAGAAGAUACAGAUUGAAGCCAAGAUGAAAGCAAAGGGAGUCUCGUCUGAAAAUGGAACACCAAAUCAUUCAUCUCGGACUAAUUCCCCAAAGAAUGUCAGUCCUAACCCUGCUCUUCUUCCCAGUAUCAAAAGGCUAAAGGCAGAAGAAGACAGAGACUCUGAAAGAGGCUCUAUAAAAAAUCAUUCAUCAAAAAAGAAGCACAGUCACAGUCCAAAUGAUAGAAGCCGGUCUCGGUCCAGAAGUCGACAACGGUCGUCUCUGUCCAGGUCUAGUCGAAGCUUAAGUCGAAGCCCCUCUGUGAAACGGAGGAAAAACAGGAGUUCUCCACAUAGGUACAAGAAAGAUCGCUAUUCAAGUCCAGAUCGCUACAUCUCUAAAGAACACAAACAUUCCCGCAAGAGGAAGAAGCACUCGCAUUCCAAAAGUCGCAGUCCAUCACUGAACAAGUCUCCAGAUCGCUAUAAGGCAAGCCAUAAAAAGUAUAAGCAUGAGAGAGAUCGGUAUCACUCACCAGAACGCCACCACAAACGACACAGGAAUGGCCAUCGAAGUCCUUCACCAAGAGACCGUUACGACAAAUAUCGAAGAUGAUGGUUGUAAUGUCUAGGAAACGUUGAGGCAUGAUAUUGAACAAUUGAAAAAUGAUUGAAACUGAAGCAAUUAUGUUUAUUUGUGUUAAGAUGCGUCUUAUUACAUCACAAGUGAGAAGAAGAAUUGAAAUUGCUUCAAAAUCUAGGUUGAUUUUUUUUUUUUUUAUGUUAAGGUCUUAAAGUUUAAAAAAAAUUAAGACCAUAUUUGUGUGCCUUACGAAAGGGGCAUAUAAAGCUUGUCUAUUAAUUUUUCUUCUUUAAUUUUGUUUUCACAUGGUGCUACCAACAAAGCUGAAAAAUAACGGCUCAUGAUGAUAUAAUGUCUUUGUGGCCAUAAAAUUUAUAUCUUAUCUAGCAAGAUAUUUCUGCUCAAAGUGUGCAGGAAAUAACAUUAUAUGACUGCUUAUUUAAUGCAUAAUUUUUUUUAUUUUUUUUUGUUCAAAUUAUGCAUAUAUAUAUAUAUAUACACAAUGAAAAGUGUCUUUAUGGAUAUUCAAUCACUGUUAUAUUGCCAGUAUUUGUAUUUUUUAACACUUGGCCAACACAGGUGUUGGGGCAUUGGUAUUGAAAUUAGGUUGAUAGUACAAAAAAAAUCUGCGAUAGAGAUACAUUUCUGCAGCAGACUUUAGGGGAAAAGAAAGUAUAAAAGUGCUAAAUGAUUAUUUAAGAUUUGCCAUGUUGAUAAAGAUGUGGUGUGUUUUCACAUUCUGUAAAUCAUUCAUUUAUUGAAACUUAGGAAGCAAUAUCGUAGAUGAAGAAGUAUCAACAUUAAGUUACUUACAACAUAGGACCAAUCGUGUUUACUGGACUGCUUUAGGUCUAGAUCAUUUAAGUUGAUGGAACAUGCAGUACGGGUACUUGCAUUUUUGUUUAGUUGGGUUGGUGUGUAAAUUGAAGGACUAGUGUGAUAUAGAAUGGUAGAAUGUGUUUAGAUGUUUGUGAUGAAGAUGUGAAAUAUGUACAUACAGACGAAUGUAUCUCGAUGAGCAAGGAAGUUGGAAGGAGAAGGUAACAAGGGUGUGUUGUAGGUGUAAGUUGUUGGGAGCAAGGCAGUAUUUGUGAUCUUUCUCUACACAAAUUGUACAUUUAUGUAUUGGAAUUGGUAUGAAGCUUUUUAAUACAAAAUUUUUAAAUUGUAA
Molecule: messenger RNA, 2586 nt
Organism: Pecten maximus
Lineage: Eukaryota; Metazoa; Mollusca; Bivalvia; Pectinida; Pectinidae
Product: cyclin-L1-like
Exons: 11
Coding region: 3-1448 (481 amino acids)
Biological process (GO): regulation of transcription by RNA polymerase II
Cellular component (GO): nucleus
Molecular function (GO): cyclin-dependent protein serine/threonine kinase regulator activity
Source: RefSeq, a predicted model, not a curated record